Messenger RNA from Camellia sinensis, 1014 nucleotides. NCBI's taxonomy places the organism in Eukaryota, Viridiplantae, Streptophyta, Magnoliopsida, Ericales, Theaceae. The record is from RefSeq and is a predicted model, not a curated record.
AUGCAACCUCCUCCUAGUUCUUCUGUUCCCUCAAACAAGGUUUGCAAACUCGGCCAUGCUUUAUAUGGUUUGAAACAAGCUCCACGUGCCUGGUUUGCCAAGUUCAGCUCUACCAUUCGUGACUUUGGUUUUUCUUCCAGUGCCCAUGAUUCUGCCUUGUUUAUCCGUAAGACGGAGCGCGGUACUAUUCUCCUUCUCCUCUAUGUAGAUGAUAUGAUUAUCACUGGAGAUGACACAGUGGGUAUUUCUAGUCUCAAACAGUUUCUCCAUCGCCAAUUUGAGAUGAAAGAUUUGGGUUCCCUUAGCUACUUCCUUGGCUUGGAAAUUUCUCAAGAUUCCUCUGGUUAUUUUCUUACUCAGGCCAAGUAUACUUCUGAUCUUUUGGCUCGUGCUAACCUUUCCGAUUGCAAGACUGUCACUACUCCAGUUGAUCCUCAGACUCGUCUUACACCUCUUGACGGACCCCUAUUGUCAGAUGUAACUUUAUAUCGUCAGUUAGUUGGUAGCCUUGUCUAUCUCACAGUUACUCGUCCAGAUAUUGCUUAUGCUGUUCACAUUGUCAGUCAAUUUAUGACUGCUCCUCGCUCUCCACACUAUGCUGCUCUGGUUCGCAUUUUGCGAUAUCUCAAAGGAACUUUGUUUCAUGGUCUUCACUAUUCCCCUCACUUUUCUCUACAGCUGCAUGCCUUUUCUGAUGCUGAUUGGGCAGGGGAUCCUACCGAUCGUCGUUCCACUACUGGGUUCUGCUUCUUCUUGGGCACCUCUCUCAUUUCCUGGCGUAGCAAGAAGCAAACCCUUAUUGCUCGUUCUAGUACCGAGGCUGAGUAUCGUGCUCUUGCAGACACUACUCAGGAGCUUGUGUGGCUUCGUUGGCUUCUUUCUGACAUGGGUGUUUCUCAUUCAGCUGCCACUAAUCUUUAUUGUGACAAUCAAAGUGCUAUUCAGAUUUCCCAUAACGAUGUCUUCCAUGAUCGCACCAAGCAUAUUGAGAUCGAUUGCCACUUCAUAGGAUAG